AUGGCUCUCCGCUCAUUGGGCCGAAGAUCGGUUCUAUUACUGUUGUUUUCAGUCCUUACCAUCUCCAUCCUGCAGUUGUUCUUCGUAAAUGCAGAGCAUUACUCUUUAGAACACAAUCCAUGGAUCCGGAUUGGAAUCUUUUUGUGGGCUAGUGCAGUUUCUCAUGUGUUGACAUUCGCAGGGCAGGAAGCAAGGAUGCUUGGAGGGAGGUUUCACGAUCUAAGCCCUCCUCCGGGUCCACAACCAGGUAGAAUGAGGCACAUGAUUCCACCUGAGAUUCCACCAAAGGUCCAGGGAUCACCACCGCCACCAUCUCAUUAG
Molecule: messenger RNA, 321 nt
Organism: Dovyalis caffra
Lineage: Eukaryota; Viridiplantae; Streptophyta; Magnoliopsida; Malpighiales; Salicaceae
Source: the annotation of a GenBank genome assembly